UUAUAUAUAGAAGCUCAUGAGCGCUGAGAACUCAUAGAGCACACAGACACAACUAGUGAGAGCACUGCUCCGGUCUAUGUCAGCGCCAUCUCAGCAGCAGGGGAUAAAGUCCCAACAUCCUUUGUGAUUCCGAGGAAGACCGCAAUCCAACAAUACAAUAAACCCCAUUUAAUCUCAUUUGGAUAAACCUGUUUAUCUGGACCUCUUUUGAAGGCUGUGUCCUUCUGAAUCCUUACACCAAUGAAUGCCGCAGAGUACAACGUCGCUAUGGAUUAUUCAGACAGCAUCAACUCCAGUGACCUAAACAGCAGCUGCCUUUCUGGAGACUGCAUUACCAUGGAGUCCUUAUCAUGCCCCAACACUUUAAACAAGAGCGCUCUGUUAUAUACUCUUGCCAUUGUCUACAUCUUCAUCUUUGUUAUGGGACUUCUGGCCAAUUCUGUUGUCAUUUGGCUCAAUAUUCAGUCCAAGACUACUGGCUAUGAGACUCACCUUUACAUUUUUAAUUUGGCUGUGGCUGACCUCUGUGUCCUUCUAACUCUACCUGUCUUGGUGGUGUCAUUAGUACAGCAUAACCAAUGGCCAAUGGGUGAGGUGACCUGCAAGGUGACACAUCUGAUCUUUAGCAUUAAUCUUUAUAGCAGCAUUUUCUUCCUCACAUGUAUGAGUGUUGAUCGCUACUUUUCAGUGUCAAUGCGUGGAGCUGUUGGUAAACGCAGAAGGAAGAUAAUUCGCAGAAUGGUUUGCGUUCUUGUGUGGCUUGUUGCCUUUAUAGUCUCCCUUCCAGACACCUACUAUUUAAAAACUGUAACCUCCCCAGUCAACAAUGAAACCUACUGCCGUUCCAUGUAUCCAGAGGAAUCCGUCAAAGAGUGGCUACUGGGAAUGGAAAUUCUUUCCAUUGUGUUGGGAUUUAUCAUUCCUUUUCCAAUUAUUGCAGUCUUCUAUUGCAUGAUGGCUUGGACUCUGUCAUCCUCCUCCUCCUCUUCCUUAACUUCAGCAGGGGACCAAGAGAGAAGAAUAAGUGGAAGGCUAAUUAUUUCUUAUGUUGUUGUAUUUAUGGUUUGUUGGUUUCCAUAUCAUGUUAUGGUAUUGUUGGAUGUCUUGUCCUUCCUCCAGGUUCUGCCAUUCACCUGCACAUUGGAUAACUUCCUGUACGCAGGAGUUCACAUCACGCAAUGUUACUCACUCCUUCACUGCUGCAUCAAUCCAAUAUUGUACAGUUUCAUCCACAGGAACUACCGCUAUGAGAUCAUGAAGGCCUUUAUAUUCCGUUACUCUUCUAAGACUGGGCUUUCCAAACUAAUUGACUCUUCUAAGGUCUCUGAAGCAGAAUAUUCUACUGUAGACCAAAUCCCAAAGUGAAAUAUGAGCAGAACAUUUAUUUGACUAGUUCCUUCCCUUACUACAGCACAGACUGAGGUCCCAGAGACCAAACUGGCGCAUUCACAUUCCUGCCAGGGCUGGCAGAAGGGAGAAGAGUCCCUUGCUCAUGACUGCAGCUUAAUUAAGCUGACAGUUCACCAGGAUACACUUGCUUUACCAAGAGAGCACACGCUAACUAAAAACAAUGGAGCAAUAAUGACUGUGACCUGUCAAUUUCCAAACGCCUGCCACUGAACUGUUCUGUGAAUAGGUAUAGAAUGGCGCUAAAGAGCACUGACAUGUGAUCCUGUCUCCCUUGCCUUACUUGUAAAAUAAUGCACAGCAUGUAUAUCAUUUAAUAACCAUGAAAUGGUGUAACACAUCAGCAACACAUCAUAUUUUUCCCCGCGUCGU
Messenger RNA from Rana temporaria (common frog), 1779 nucleotides. It is a transcript of the gene ACKR3, whose product is annotated as atypical chemokine receptor 3. Gene Ontology annotation, biological process: G protein-coupled receptor signaling pathway; vasculogenesis; angiogenesis. Bases 241 to 1365 code for a protein of 374 amino acids. Gene Ontology annotation, molecular function: G protein-coupled receptor activity; coreceptor activity; chemokine binding. The record is from RefSeq and is a predicted model, not a curated record. The transcript has 3 exons. Lineage: Eukaryota; Metazoa; Chordata; Amphibia; Anura; Ranidae. Gene Ontology annotation, cellular component: membrane.